Molecule: messenger RNA, 5159 nt
Organism: Engraulis encrasicolus (European anchovy)
Lineage: Eukaryota; Metazoa; Chordata; Actinopteri; Clupeiformes; Engraulidae
Product: peroxisome proliferator-activated receptor gamma-like
Exons: 8
Coding region: 1187-2671 (494 amino acids)
Biological process (GO): positive regulation of transcription by RNA polymerase II; cell differentiation; negative regulation of inflammatory response
Cellular component (GO): nucleus
Molecular function (GO): DNA-binding transcription repressor activity, RNA polymerase II-specific; zinc ion binding; nuclear receptor activity
Source: RefSeq, a predicted model, not a curated record
UAGGCUAGGGCCUACAUGACCAGAGGAAUUGUGUUCACAUAUGUUUGUGAUUCAGUAAUUGUUUGCACUGGAUGUUAUUGUCCAUUCAAUGUAUUGGUGUUGAACAUUUUCAACAUGCAUAUCCCAAAGCAUCAGACUCACAGUAGCCAUAAGAGUGCCUAUGUUCAAUUCAUAGUCCUAUUUCGUAUGGGUUUUAAAUCAGUAAUGUAUUUUCCAUAUAUGCAUUAUGCAAGUUAUUUCAAAUUCCAUGUGGACACUAGGCCUACCACUUCAGUUGAUAAGUGAAAUAUGUGUAGGCCUACUGUAUGUGGAUGUAUUGUAUAUGUGAAAAUUCUGUAUUGGCAUACUUUUGGGUAGGCUAUUUAAAAAGCAUGCUUUUAAUCUUUGUUUUUAAAUGUUCCUUUUCCAACACACAUUGGUAUUUUAAGUGGUAGGCUAUGUUGUAUUGUGAGUAUAAAUUAGUAGGCUAUUGUAGAACUAUAGCUCGGCCUACAUAAUCAAUGUUGAUUGUCAAAGUGCUGCAAAUCAUCACCUUGCUUAGCUGUUGCAUAAACGUGGCAUAGGCCUAUAAUGUACAGACGUUUGACGUAGGCUUGUAGACCGUAUGGAGACAUGCGCGCACGUUCAGUUUUAUUCUCUCUUUUGUGUAAAUUGUAAGCCUAGCGCUGUGAACGAUGUGGCUUUCUUUCACCUUAAGGUGCACAAAUAAACCCAGCGAACACAUAAAACAUGGAGUUCGUAUUGAGUCAACACGCGACCUUUGAUAAAGAGUUAAUUGCGCAGAAGUUCCAAAGUUCAUGCGCGAGGUUUACUCCACCUGUGUGUAGUUCCACUGUACAGACCACAGCGUAUGCGGCUGUCGAUGGUACACCAUGCCAUGGCCUUCUUUAGAUUUAUGUAGCCUACAAUAGGAAGUAACAAAUAACAUGACCCUACAAGACGUCUUCGACUGUACUUCAUAUUUGGAAUAAAUCGUAAACAACCCAGGCUAUUGAGAGCGUUCAAUUGGCAGUUUAAUACGCUCGCAAUGGAUUACAAACUUCACGAGACAAUCGACAGAUACAGAGAUCAGUUUCCUACAUUUCAAAACUGAAAUUUUUGACAAUCAAUACAUCCACUCCAUUUUUCCAGGAACCAGCAUCAUCUCAUACAGCUUUUACCCUCCCAGGAAGCGCGAGAAGUGAGAAUGGUGGACGCACAGACACUCACCUGGCCGCUGAGCUACUACGGCCACAGUCUGUCCGAUCGGGACGAUGAGACGGACAGCUGCCACGUGUUCGACAUGAAGGCCCUGUCCACCUUCAACUACUCCAGCCCCCCCAGCGUAGAGAGCAGCGUCAGCACAGACAACUCAGACGAGUUCUCACACUCAGAACAGCAGCAGGAUGGAGCCUCCGCCGCAGGAGGAGCAGAGGGAACCCCCUUAGAGUUCAAUGAGGCAUCCAUAAAGGUUGAGCCAGGGUCCCCAUCAGAGAUUUCGGAGCCGAGCUACUCUUAUUUCAAGCUGCACACAGACGUCACCUCGGCACUGGGCAACCUGGAGUGCCGAGUCUGUGGAGACCGGGCCUCAGGGUAUCACUAUGGCGUACAUGCUUGUGAGGGCUGCAAGGGUUUCUUCAGACGAACAGUACGACUAAAGCUGAUAUAUGACCGCUGUGGACUGCACUGUCGUGUUGACAAGAGGAGCCGCAACAAGUGCCAGUAUUGCCGUUUUCAAAAAUGUCUUUUGGCCGGAAUGUCACACAAUGCCAUUCGCUUCGGUCGAAUGCCUCACACGGAGCGGGAGAAGCUGCUGGGGGAAAUCGCCAAGGAGAUGGAGCAGCUGGAUAGAGAGGAGGCCGACAUGAGGAGCCUCGCCAAGCAACUCUAUGAUUCAUACGUCAAACUCUUUCCCCUGCCCAAGAGCAAAGCCAAAGCCAUUCUCUCGGGAAAGACCAACAGCCAUGUGCCGUUUGUGAUCCACGACAUGAAGUCGUUAGUAGCAGGGAGUCAGAUGAUGAACUGCAGACAGCUGCCAGUGCCGAGGGCCCACCUAGAGACCAGUCUACAGCCUCUGGAGGACAGGGUGGAGCUCUCCUUCUUCCGACGUGUGCAGAUCCGCUCGGCGGAGAGCAUCCGCGAGAUCACCGAGUUCGCCAAGAGCAUCCCGGGCUUCCAGAGCCUGGACCUGAACGACCAGAUCACGCUGCUGAAGUACGGCGCCAUGGAGGCCAUGAUCAUCCUGUGGUCGCCGCUCAUGAACAAGGACGGCACGCUCAUGGCCUACGGCCAGCUCUUCAUCACGCGCGAGUUCAUGCGCAGCCUCCGGGAGCCCUUUGACGAGAUCAUGGAGCCCAAGUUCGACUUUGCCAUCAAGUUCAACGCGCUGGACCUGGAUGACAGCGACCUCGCUCUCUUCCUGGCUGUGGUCAUCCUCUGUGGAGACCGUCCCGGCCUGGUGAACGUGAAGCAGGUGGAGGAUCUGCAGGAGGUGGUGCUGCAGGCGCUGGAGCUCCACCUGAAGACGGUGCACCCCGAGCGGCCGCAGCUCUUCGCCAAGCUGCUGCAGAAGACCAGCGACCUGCGGCCCAUGGUGGCCGACCACAUCCGCCAGCUCAACCUGCUGAAGAAGACGGAGCUGGAGAUGUGCCUGCACCCCUUACUGGGGGAGAUCAUGAGGGACCUCUACUAACUCAAUAACUAACUCACUAACUAACUACCACGGACUGGAGGGACUUCCAACUAGACUCACCAAGGGCGCCGCCAGAAAUGUUGGGCCCCAUGAAAGAUUCAAAUUUUGGGCUCCCUUAAGGGCUUCUGUCAGUGUUGUGUUAGUGCUUGGGCACUUAGAAUCUGUAACACCUUCCACCUCCUCGCAGCACCCAUGCCUACUACUUACUGUAGAAGAAAGAGGUGGAUUGCAUUCGUUUCUUCUUUUCUUUGAAAAAAAAAAGAAUUACAAAGAAAAGGAGAACCGUGUGAGAUCCACCUCUUCAUUCUAUGGUUUAUUCAACUGGAGAUGCACCACACGGGGAGUGUGGUGAAUUGGAAUAAAGACCUCUACUAACUACCACACUUAACUACUACCACCACUUCUCUAGACCUUCCCUAGAAGUGAUGGGCAAAACAGAUUCCUUAGUUACAAUCUAGUGCCACACACUCCAAAUGACCUUGACCUUUCACCUGUCCAAUUCAACCAGGUGAUCACUCAACUAGCCAAUCACAAGGCUGAAUUGGGCUGGUAAAAAUCAAGACAUUUGGACUAUGUGGCACUAGAUCGUAACUAAUGAAUCCAUUUUACCCAUUACUGUGUACUGGUAGCUAGGCCAUGCCCUCCUAGUGACGCAACAGCUUCAGCGUUGCUACUAGUCAGGUCAAGAGUCAAUGCAAGUACUUCCUGAGUUCCCGCAAAUACGGGAACUCCUCCCACUUUGUUGGGAAGCAAACAAUCAUUAGCAAACUAAGGGAGGCCAUUUGGGAAAUGCUGUUUGGGAAAUGUUAAUUGUUAUGCUCUUGGUCAGACCAAGUCUCGAAGAGAUUUGAAAGUCGAUGAUAAUCAGGCUAGUCUACUGGUGCCUUUCUGCCACAAACCAUUUACACCUCUACUAAGAACAAAGCUCACAACCACCACUAUAACCACUUUUAUCUCAUGAUGUACUCCGGUACAAACGAGUCUAAAGUAGCACUUACUAAUGCUAACUAAUAGCACUCGCUAAAAUAGCAAUACUACUGUAUGCCAUGUCCCGAGUGAUGUACAGCAUAUUGGCCCGAUAUGUUGAUGUAACAUUCAUUCAUUGAAGUAUUCAGAUUAUUGAAGCCCUCAUGGAAGUCAGCACCAGUUUUUGUAGUACAUUCUUAGACCACAAGAGGGCAUACGACUAAGUGGCAUACACAGAACAGGCUGAAACAGCACUUUUAUAUUUACCAUGCAUUCUUAUCAUGACACCCAUCUAAAAUGUUUAUGCUGAUGAUCUACUUGUCCAAAUGUCCUACCUGUAUUUCUUGUGACAAUGACAUUUAUUUGGUUCUAGAGUGCAUAUGGUGAUAUCAGUUUAUUUACACAUAAGAUAUGUGGAUAUUACUCAUUUAUAUAAUUAGAAUAUAGCGAUAUCUCUUUUGCACAAUGAAAGUGACCAUUUUGGUGUGUGCCUGAACUAGAUAGUAUGAACUGUUGACUGAAAAUGUAACUGUAUCGCCUACUAUUAUAUGUUGAGGAACAAUAAUAUGUCUCACUACUGCUUUCAAAAUGAUGUGGCAUGCAUGUUAUUUUGGUCUGUGAAUGAAGAAAGGACCACGCCAGAAUCACAGAGCAAAAAAUAGGCUCCAAGAAGACCACAAAGACAGUUAAAUAAAGACAGAAACUGCCAGGCCAGUAGAUUCCCAGGACCUAACGUUCUGUCCAUUCAGUUCCCUGAGAGUGUAAUAUUUUAAUGAGUUAUAACACCAUUGCAAAAUCAGGGAGACCUAACACAAACUAUUUAUAAAACCCUCACCAUUGUCAAGCGUGGUACAAAUGGCCAAAUUAUCGGUCAGCUGAGACCUCUCUUCCCGUAGCCUUCAAAGUCAAACUGCAGUGGCUUAUUGAGGCCACAUGUCAUGGCUGCCAACAGGAGAAAUCUAAUGAGGCCAGCCCCCUGUAGAAGGGCCCGGGGAGGGGAGGUUAACAGCAAUGUUAUAGGAUGCUCAUGGGCCAAGGGUGGGUUCCAAUAUGCAGACUUUGGUCCGCCCUUGCUCACUUGCCUGCUCGUGACCUCAUGAUGACGUCACUGAUGACAGAAAAUAAAUUCAAUAUCUUGCAAAAGCACAAUUCUAAUGUAAUUUCCUCGUUUGCGAUCGGGAUGGUGAAUGACGAACAGUCCACCAGAAAUGGUUGUGGCUAGGCUGACAGCGGGGAAACUCCACUGAGGCGGGGUGUCCGCAAAACGCGAGUGGAGGACGGGAGUCUGCAUAUUGGAAUGCACAUCAAAGAUGAUACAUAUGAAGAGAGAAGAGCGAGAGGACAUGAAGAGAGAAGAUGCAUAUACAUUUAUGGAAUCCUUUUUUCUGUCAGACACAUUGUGUUGGCUUAAAAGACCCCCUUUUUCAUAAAUGAUUUUGGAGCAAUCAUUUUGGUACAGACAGAGUAAAAGUGUUUCUGUUCCUACACCACACACACUAGAUCGCAAAAACGUCCUUUUGAC